AUGGGCUGUGAGAACUCUAUUUCUUAUACACACCAUGUUAGAUUUCCUCUAAAAGAUAGUGUGAGCCCUUUGAGGACCAAAUGUUUUCGUGGGAAAAAAGUCCAUGGAGAAUAUGACAUCAAAGUCGAGCAGGCACAAUUUUCAGAGGUCAGUUUGAUAGCUCAUGCUGAUGGGAAUUAUUCUGUAAAUGUGCAAGCUUUUCGAAAUGGCACUAAAGUUGUCAAGUCAUUCAAGCCUGACUUUGUUCUUGUCCGGCAACACUCAUUCAGCAUGGCUGAAAACGAAGAUUUUCGUAACUUAAUUAUUGGAAUGCAUUAUGCAAGCAUCCCAAGUGUUAACUCUCUAGAGUCAAUCUACAACUUCUGUGACAAGCCCUGGGUA
Protobothrops mucrosquamatus (brown spotted pit viper) is the source of this 381-nucleotide messenger RNA. Its product is annotated as synapsin-2-like. The transcript is spliced from 4 exons. Gene Ontology annotation, cellular component: synaptic vesicle; synaptic vesicle membrane. NCBI's taxonomy places the organism in Eukaryota, Metazoa, Chordata, Lepidosauria, Squamata, Viperidae. Gene Ontology annotation, biological process: neurotransmitter secretion. The record is from RefSeq and is a predicted model, not a curated record. The annotation marks the transcript as partial.